CUCAGACAAAAUUCAACAAGACAGUAGGAGUUUGAAUUUCUACACGUUAAUUUUCAGGAAUAUUUGUCAGUCACGGGGCUACUGCUGUUUUUUUUCUUGAUUAAAGAAAUUGCAGGGGAAAACAGUUGCUGGUGUGAACGACUCAGGAGUCUCAUGGAAAAGUCAUGAACACACGCACGAGAGGAAGGCGCAGUCCUCAAGAGCAGUGCAACGUCGCAGGACAAAGACGUUGCAAUGUCCACACUCAAGCACAACAUGGUGUUGUACCUGGUGGGAGAGCUGCUGGAGAAGACCGGCCAUUUCCAAACAAGCCUGUUCACCACAGAAGAACUCUCAACCCCAAGAUGCAUGACUCACUUGAGCUACAUGAUUUUGAAAAAAUCACGAUUUCAGGACAACCAAGAGGCCCUUUGUCGUCUCAAGAACAUCAUUCGAAUGGCAUCAGAGAGACCACUGGGUCCCAUCAGCCAAGAAAAGACUCACCCAGAGUGCCCAACAGAGAGCUGCAGAUGUCCAGAGCAAUUCAUGCAAAAGAGCUCAUACUACAGGAGAAGCUGUGGAGGGCUGAGGAUAAAAUAAGACAAAUGAUCCAGAGUGAUAGUGGUGGUGCUGCUGCUGCUGCAAGUGAUGACCAAAAGAGUGAGGAGGAGAGGCAUGACAGAGGACAAGUAAAGAGCGGAAAGUCUCUGACGAAAACCAGGCUGAGAGAACCAGCGGGAGGCAGAGAAAUGUUGAAACAUGAAAGAAGACCAGAGGAUGUUAAACAACUGAGAAAGACGCAAAAUCAGACAAACAAGGAAAGCAUAAGGAAGACACAUGAAGAACAGGGGGCCAGAUGGGGAGGCAGGGAAACAGAAGUUGUUCAGUUUGAAAGAAAAGGAAAUAAAGGGCCUCAUGAAAGCACCACUCAUGUGCACAAAGUGAGCGGAGAGCUGAACAGAAGAAAAGGAGAGGUAGUGAAAGCAGAACAAAAUAAGACUUCUACCAACUGUGACAUUUGGACAAGAGAACAAAACUAUAAAGACAGAAAGAUGGUAUAUGGUUCACAUGAUGAUGAUGAUGACGGGGAACUGGACAGGCACCACAAGAGUCAACAGAAACAUGUUCAUAGACUGGAGGCGACGGGAAACCACAGAGGUGCUGGAAGUAAAAUAUCCGAGGAAUCAUCCCUCCCACCAGUUUCUAGUCCUUCUCAUUCCAACAGAGCGCAGCAGGGGGAGCUCAGGCUCACAGAUAGCACAGACGCCGGCCUUCAGCUUCUCCCUUGCAGAAUCUGCAACAGAAAGUUUUCACAUGAAAGAUUAGAGAAGCACGUCCAAGUCUGUCAAAAGGUGAAACAAUCUCACCGUCAAGUCUUCAACUCCUACAUUAAUAGAACCAAGGGAUCGGCCAUAGAGGAGUUCUGGAAAACCCACAGCAAGACUCCAGAGGAUUUAAAGAAAAAGAACCAAAGACAGACCCACAAGGUGAACAUGAGGACUUUGCAUCAAGGUCGACCCCCAGCUGGCACUUCACAGUCUAAGUGGUCCAAGUAAGCCGAGCCAGACGCUUUUACCCUGAACCAGCCGAACCACAACAAAUCCUCAGGUGUCAGCACAUCAAGUCACCCAUCACCAUGUCGUUAUUGUCAACACUGUGUCUGAAUUUAUUGAUUUAAUCACUAAUUAGAAUUCUGUGUCAGAGCUGCUGUCUAUAUUGUCUGAGUAUAUUCCCUAUUAAUUAAACCAAAUUGUCCAUGUUAGUUUUGGCUCUUUACAAUGAUAGCAUAGUAAUAUCAACAAAUAGAAAUAGCUACAGUAUAUUGAAGCUUGCACUGUGGGAAAUAUUAACUAUACACACACAUAUAACAAAAGACAGCUGUUAGUUUUAUUGAUGGCUUUUACACAAAGCAUAAAGCAACAGUGUGACUGUAGAGUGUCAAUACAACUGUUAGAUUUCCAGAGACUGUUGAACAAAUAAAACAUAUUUUAAAUGCUGUCACUGUAUUUAAAAAAUCA
This is a messenger RNA of Thunnus maccoyii (southern bluefin tuna), 1997 nucleotides long. Its product is annotated as zinc finger C2HC domain-containing protein 1C-like. The record is from RefSeq and is a predicted model, not a curated record. Bases 165 to 1535 code for a protein of 456 amino acids. The transcript has 3 exons. Lineage: Eukaryota; Metazoa; Chordata; Actinopteri; Scombriformes; Scombridae.